AUGUCUUCCUACGAUGGCUCGCGGUCCGCCCGCCAGUCCAAGCGGUACUCCAUGUCGGCGUUGUACAUGUCCAUGUCCGCCCAGGAGACUGAUUUGGAGAUUGAAGACGAUCUUGCCAAAGCGCAAAAGAUACUACGUGAUCUGAAAUCGAAAAUCUCCUCUCAGUCUAAAAAGAACUUCGUCCUCGAAAAGGAUGUGCGAUAUCUAGAUUCCCGAAUUGCCCUAUUGAUCCAGAAUCGCAUGGCCCUGGAAGAACAAAAUGAAGUUGCCAGCCACCUCGAAGAUGCCACCGAAAUGCAGGAGGGCGUAUUCCCUAACGACGACAAAACCCAAAAAUAUGGAAACUUGCUGUUUCUACUUCAGUCUGAACCCAGACAUAUCGCGCACUUGUGUAGACUGGUAUCAAUGGCCGAGAUUGACUCGCUGUUGCAGACAGUCAUGUUCACCAUUUAUGGAAACCAGUACGAGAGCCGUGAAGAACAUCUCCUGCUGACCAUGUUUCAGUCUGUUCUCACCUAUCAAUUUGACAAUACCCCUGAAUACUCUUCCCUUCUUCGCGCAAACACCCCAGUAUCCCGAAUGAUGACCACAUACACGAGAAGAGGUCCUGGCCAAAGUUUUCUGAAGUCGGUCCUCGCCGAUAGGAUCAACGGAUUGAUCGAGCUUCAUGAUCUUGACUUGGAAAUCAACCCCCUGAAGGUGUACGAGCGCAUGAUCGAGCAAAUCGAACAAGAUACUGGUAGCCUCCCCGCGUCUCUUCCUAAGGGGAUCACCGCGGAGCAGGCAGCAGAGAACCCCCAGGUUCAAGCCAUCAUUGAGCCUCGCUUGACGAUGCUGACGGAGAUCGCCAAUGGGUUUCUCACAACUAUUAUUGAUGGAUUGGAGGAAGCACCAUAUGGCAUCAGGUGGAUCUGCAAGCAGAUUCGAAGCCUCACAAAGAGGAAGUACCCGGACGCCAAUGAUCAGGCUAUCUGCACCCUCAUCGGAGGUUUCUUCUUCCUGCGCUUCAUCAACCCCGCAAUCGUAACACCCAAGUCCUAUAUGCUCAUCGACGGCACCCCUGCAGAGCGGCCGAGGAGAACCCUGACGCUGAUCGCGAAGAUGUUGCAAAAUCUCGCCAACAAGCCAUCAUAUGCAAAGGAGCCAUAUAUGGCCAAACUGCAGCCCUUCAUUCAGUCGAAUAAGGAUCGUGUCAACAAGUUCAUGCUUGAUCUAUGUGAGGUCCAAGAUUUCUAUGAGAGCUUGGAGAUGGACAACUAUGUCGCUCUCUCGAAGAAGGAUCUCGAGCUCUCUAUCACUCUUAAUGAAAUCUACGCCAUGCACUCCCUUAUUGACAAACAUGGCGGAGAACUCUGCAAGGACGAUAACUCUCAUCUCGCCAUCAUCAUUCGGUGGGAGACUGCAAUUGAUGACCUGACAGCAGCUCUUGAUAUCACUCAGGAAGAGGUGUAUUUCAUGGAGGCGAAGUCUAUCUUCGUGCAGAUCAUGCGAUCUAUCCCGCAGAACACGUCGGUGGCGCGAAGACCGCUUCGUCUGGAGCGUAUUGCAGAUGCAGCAGCCACAUCCCGAAAUGAUGCGGUUAUGGUCCGCAAAGGUAUUCGAGCGAUGGAGCUGUUAAGCCAACUGCAAGAGCUGAGAGUGAUUGAUAAGUCCGACCAGUUCAGCUUGUUGCGUGAUGAAGUGGAGCAGGAGUUGCAACAUCUCGGCUCUCUGAAGGAGGGUGUAAUUUCAGAGACCUCGAAGCUCGAGGAAGUGUACAAGACCAUCCGAGACCAUAACACAUAUCUGGUUGGCCAGUUGGAGACGUACAAGAGUUACCUCCACAACGUGCGGAGCCAGAGCGAGGGCACUCGACGUAAACAGCAGAAGCAACAGGUGCUCGGUCCAUACAAGUUUACUCACCAGCAGCUGGAGAAGGAAGGUGUCAUUCAGAAGAGCAACGUGCCCGACAACCGAAGGGCCAAUAUCUACUUCAACUUCACUAGCCCUCUUCCUGGUACCUUUGUUAUUUCCCUGCACUACAAGGGACGGAACCGUGGCCUCUUGGAGCUUGAUCUCAAGCUUGAUGACUUACUCGAGAUGCAAAAAGACAAUCAAGACGACCUUGACUUGGAAUACGUCCAGUUCAACGUCACAAAGGUUUUGGCUCUCCUCAACAAGCGUUUUGCGCGGAAGAAGGGGUGGUAA
Molecule: messenger RNA, 2187 nt
Organism: Phaeoacremonium minimum UCRPA7
Lineage: Eukaryota; Fungi; Ascomycota; Sordariomycetes; Togniniales; Togniniaceae
Product: putative gtpase-activating protein
Exons: 6
Coding region: 1-2187 (728 amino acids)
Biological process (GO): regulation of GTPase activity; regulation of actin cytoskeleton organization
Cellular component (GO): cell cortex
Molecular function (GO): GTPase activator activity; protein binding
Source: RefSeq, a predicted model, not a curated record